AAGUGGAGAGAGGAAGCGGAAAAUCCACGCUUGGGGUUUUUCAAUUGAAAAGUAGGGUUGGAAUGAUUACGGUUUUCAUUUUCCAUCAUUUCCCUCCAGUUUUCACAUGCCACUUCAGAUUCCAGUACCACCUUUAAAGCCUCUAUCCACCAAUUUCUGUCAAAUCAAAUUUCAGGACAAAAGCCCGCAAAACCUCUCCUUCUCUGCUCUCUGCUCCACACUCUUUCUAGGGUUUCUCUGUUUCCCUUCGCGAUUGCUUUCUCCUCAGGUUGUCUUGCUAUGGAUUCUUCUGCGCAGAAAUACCAACAUCGUCCCCUCGCGAUCAAAUUAUGGCCACCUAGCCAGAGUACUAGGCUUAUGCUUGUAGAGCGGAUGACCAAGAACCUGACAACUCCUUCAAUUUUCUCUAGGAAGUACGGACUUCUUAGCAAAGAAGAGGCUGAGGAGGAUGCCAAGCAGAUUGAGGAUGACGCUUUUGCCACUGCAACCCAACAUUUUGAGAAGGAGCCUGAUGGUGAUGGGAGUUCUGCUGUGCAAAUUUAUGCUAAGGAGUCAAGUAAGCUUAUGUUGGAGGUUUUGAAAAGAGGGCCAAGAGUGAAGGAGGACGGAGAAUUAACAUCUGGUAAGGCUGGUGCGACUGCUGAAACUGUUUUUGACAUAUCUGGCGGUCGUAGAGCCUUUAUUGAGGGAAAGGAAGCAGCAGAACUUUUGGAACCGUUGAGGGGACCAAACUCUUAUACCAAGAUAAUUUUUAGCAAUAGAAGUUUUGGCUUGGAUGCUGCCCGUAUUGCUGAACCCAUCCUAAUAUCAAUCAAGGAUCAAUUGAAAGAGGUAGACCUUUCAGAUUUUAUUGCUGGAAGAGCCGAAGCAGAAGCUCUUGAAGUGAUGUCUAUAUUUUCUUCUGCACUGGAAGGCUGUGAUUUGAGGUAUCUGAACCUGUCAAAUAAUGCCAUGGGAGAGAAGGGGGUUAGAGCUUUUCGCUCUCUCCUCAAAUCGCAAAUUAAUUUAGAGGAGCUUUAUUUGAUGAAUGAUGGUAUAUCAGAAGAAGCUGCAAAAGCAGUUUCUGAAUUGCUUCCUUCAACUGAGAAGCUCAGGGUUCUUCAUUUCCAUAAUAAUAUGACCGGGGAUGAAGGUGCAAUUGCCAUUGGUGAAAUAGUGAAACAUUCCCCAGCUUUGGAAGAUUUUCGGUGCUCAUCUACCAGAGUAGGCUCUGAUGGUGGAGUUGCCCUUGCUGAAGCACUUGGGGUUUGUAAGCAUUUGAGGAAGCUUGACUUGCGUGACAAUAUGUUUGGGGCAGAGGCUGGGAUUGCUCUAAGUAAAGUUAUACCUGCAUAUACUGAUCUUACAGAGAUAUACCUGAGUUAUUUGAACUUGGAGGAUGAUGGUGCAGAAUCCCUCGCUAACGCCCUCAAGGAAUCUGCACCAUCACUGGAAAUUUUGGAUUUGGCUGGGAAUGACAUUACUGCAAAGGGUGCUGCCUCUGUGGCUGCCUGUAUAUCAUCAAAACAAUUCCUCACUAAGAUUAAUUUAUCUGAGAAUGAACUGAAGGAUGAAGGUGUAGCUUUGAUCAGCAAGGCACUUGAAGUAGGGCGCCAAUUAAUUGAAGUUGAUUUGAGCACAAACUCGAUCACAUGGUCAGGUGCUAAGCUGGUGGCUGAAGCUGUUGUGGGGAAACCAGGUUUUAAGUUGUUAAACAUUAAUGCUAAUUUCAUUUCUGAUGAAGGGAUUGUUGAGUUGAAAAAUAUAUUUAAAAACUCACCUGAUAUGCUGGGUCCUUUGGAUGAGAAUGAUCCUGAAGGAGAAGACAGUGAUGAGAAGGCUGAAGAAGAUGGCGAACAUGAUGAAUUGGAAUCAAAAUUGAAGGGCCUUGGAAUUUAGAGAGAUUCAUAGGAGCAAACAUUCGGAUUUUACUUGAGAUUAAUUUGUAGGCCAAUUAAUAUUUUCUACAGACGUACUUGUUUCAGGCACGAUAGCUAGCUUUAAUCUUUGUAUUUUAGAUAUUCUAUUCCAUGACUCACUUUUAGAAGUUUACCGAUAUAUAUGCUAUUAAUAUAUCUGGCAAAACAAGAAAUGGGAAUAGCUGCAGAAAAUUUUUGGCUC
Messenger RNA from Vigna radiata var. radiata (mung bean), 2100 nucleotides. RefSeq names its product RAN GTPase-activating protein 1. Gene Ontology annotation, molecular function: GTPase activator activity; protein binding. The coding region runs from base 280 to 1878 and encodes 532 amino acids. The transcript is spliced from 3 exons. The record is from RefSeq and is a predicted model, not a curated record. Lineage: Eukaryota; Viridiplantae; Streptophyta; Magnoliopsida; Fabales; Fabaceae.